Molecule: messenger RNA, 2542 nt
Organism: Acromyrmex echinatior (Panamanian leafcutter ant)
Lineage: Eukaryota; Metazoa; Arthropoda; Insecta; Hymenoptera; Formicidae
Gene: Vav
Product: Vav guanine nucleotide exchange factor
Biological process (GO): regulation of GTPase activity; cell migration
Cellular component (GO): cytoplasm
Molecular function (GO): guanyl-nucleotide exchange factor activity; protein binding
Source: RefSeq, a predicted model, not a curated record
AAUAUCUGCAAAAUUAUAACUGUGCCUUCAAUGUCCUAACCAUUGAACAAAAUUAUAAAUGUGCCUUCAAUGUCCUAACUGUUGAACAAAGAAGUAUCAAAAUGAAUAGGACAGACAGUGUGGAUGCUAAUAAGGCUUGGCAUGAAUCUGCCAGAUGGUUGAUCAGAUGUGGUGCACUACGAGCAGAUCACAAAGCCAAUUGGCCACAGGCAACUGCAUUCGACUUGGCUUAUACAUUACGGGAUGGUGUAUUGCUGUGUAAUCUAUUGAACAUUGUAGAUGCAGGAUGCAUAGAUAUGAAAGACGUGAAUCAAAAGCCACAAAUGGCACAAUUUCUUUGCUUGCGUAAUAUAAAAGUAUUUUUAUCAGCGUGCUCGAAUGUUUUUGGUCUCUCCGAUUCGGAACUCUUCGAGCCGUCGAUGCUAUUCGACCUUUCUAACUUUCAUCGCGUCCUCUGCACACUCUCCGCCUUGUCCAAUUGUCCACGAUUAAGGCGAAAGGGUAUAAUUGGAUUCUUCGUUGGUCAUGGAAGAUCGCAAGAGGAUAUUUAUAAGGAUUUACAAAGUGCCGGAGCAGGCCGCGAAGAUGAGGGUCGUCGCAGGAGAUUUAGGAGACGCGAAGGCGACGAAACUGGUAGCGGAGGAGAUAAUGAGGAUCCAGUCGGCGAAGAGGAUGGGUAUGGAGCUUUUUGCAGCCACGCGCAGAGUGAAGAGAUCUAUCAGGACCUCUGUAGUCUACAUUUACCACCACCUCCGUCAGUUGCGCAGAGUAGUGCCAUUUCUGGAGGAGAGAAAAGAGAUUACGUAAUCCAGGAACUCGUGGAAACUGAGCGAAAUUAUACAGAGGUUCUCAGUAACCUACUUAGACAAUUCGUCCGACCAUUGUCGUCGUUACUCCGACCCGAAGAUUCCGCUCGUAUUUUCUUCGGUAUCAAGCAACUCUCAGAGAUUCAUGUGGGCUUCCACAGUCAGCUACGUAAGGCGCGAAACAGCGCCGCAAUCGCCCAAGUCUUCCUCGACUGGCGAGAGAAGUUCCUCAUUUACGGCGAUUACUGCGCAAAUCUCACCCUAGCACAAUAUACUCUGCAAGAAGCCUGCUCGCGUAACGAAAUAGUCAAUCAAGAAGUUGUCAGGUGUGAGCAAGAAGCUAAUAGUAAUAAAUUUAAGCUGAGCGAUAUACUAUCUGUGCCGAUGCAGAGGGUGCUCAAGUAUCACUUGCUAUUGGAUAAGUUGGUAGAGGAAACUCCUCGCGAGUGGAUAGAGGAUUUCCGUGCAUUGGCGAAGGCCAGGGAAGUGAUGGUCGAUGUUGCUCAAUACAUAAAUGAAGUGAAACGCGAUUCCGACACACUGGACAUCAUAAAGGACAUCCAAGCAUCGAUAAUCGACUGGGAUGUUCCUGAAGACGCGCAGCUGAAGGAUUUCGGCCGAUUACUUCGUGACGGCGAGCUUAAGGUGAAAGCUCAUGGCGACCAACGGAUAAAAGCCCGUUAUGCAUUCGUAUUCGAGCAAGUGGUAUUGAUUUGCAAAGCUGGCAGAGGAGACCAAUAUUGUUAUCGGGAAACUCUAAGAUUAGAUGACUAUAGACUGGAAGAUCACAUAGGACGCCGAACUUUAGGCAGAGAUUCACGUUGGUCCUAUCAAUGGCUACUUGUACAUAAACAAGCAUACACGGCAUAUACUUUAUAUGCGAGAACAGAAGAGCAGAAACAGAUAUGGAUAAAAGCAUUGCAGGAUGCGAUGGAUAAUGUUAAUCCCGCAGCCUGUCGAAAUACCAAUCAUAAAUUCAAGUUAACGACAUUUGAUACUCCUAAAAGCUGUCAACGAUGUGGAAAAUUCCUUAAAGGCCGCAUAUUUCAGGGCUACAAAUGCGAGACAUGUCGCCUUGCCGUGCACAAACAGUGUAUCGCGCAUUCGGGUCGUUGUAUGCCUACGCCGACGUCACCAACACCGCCACCGCCACUACCCUGCGAACGUGCGCUCUCCGCGAAAUUAUGGUUCGUCGGGGAGAUGGGCAGAGAUGCAGCUUCCAAUAAAUUGGAAUCCCGCGAUGAUGGCACUUACAUGCUGCGUGUUCGUCCUACUGGACAACCACGCCUCAAACAUGAAACCAAUUAUGCCCUUAGUAUCAAAGCGGAAGGGGCGGUAAAACAUAUUCGAGUAUUCAAACGUGACGUGGAUGGAGCGGAUCUAUACUAUCUCAGCGAGUCCCGAUUUUUCAAGAGCGUUGUUGAAUUGGUCGAAUAUUACGAGCGGGCAUCACUCUCAGAGAACUUCGAGAAAUUAGAUCAACGUCUAUUAUGGCCCUACCGGCGUGUCUUGGCCAAGGCAUUGUUCGACUUCCGCGGCUGCGAACGCAAUCAAUUAAGCUUACGACGUGGUUGUCGAGUCGUGGUGUUGAGCAAGGAAGGUGAUGCCAAAGGAUGGUGGAAAGGUAAAAUAGGCGAUCAAAUAGGAUUCUUUCCAAAAGAGUACGUAGAGGAGGAAUAGGAUUACAUUUCUUUUACAGUUAAUUGCAUCCUUUUUAUGUAAAUUUAAAUUAUCAA